CCAAAGCGACUUUUCCCUGUCUGUAUAGUGAGUAACGUUAGCAGAAGUUCAUUUAGUUAUUCGGGGAUAUAUGAUUACGUAAAAGGGUUUUCAUCAAUUGAAAGACAUGAAGAAAAGGUUUCACAUAAACUUGGAUGAUUCUGCUUUCACCAAAGAAAGAAUACCGCCAAAGCCACUGUUUCAGCCUAUAUCCAAAGGACAACAAAACACCACGACCUCAGUAGCAUCCUCCGCAACGUCUGUUCCCAAAUCAGCGGACCAACCCCUGUCCUAUGCAGAAUACAUCGUCCAGAGUAAAAACAAUGUAGCGGCUGCUCCACAGAAGGAUGUCCUCUGCAAACUGGUCAGGACUGAAGAUGCUGGAGUCACCAGUCUGAGGCAGGAGGCGCAGGACUCUGUACCUUCUUCUGCAGGAAACUGUGAAACAGUUAAGGACUGUUUUCAGACUGGAGCAGAGGAUGUUAAAAGCAGUCAGAAGAAACAGGAGGAUGAGGGGAACUGUCAAACGUCGGAUACAAGCCCUAGUCUGUGUCCUAAACCAGUUGGGUCUGGGAGCAGCAUUAUUGUCAGUCCUCGACAGAGGGGGAAUCCUAUUCUGAAGUUUGUGAGGAGUGUGCCAUGGGAAUUUGGAGAUGUUGUACCGGACUAUGUCUUGGGACAGAUGACCUGUGCAUUGUUCCUCAGUUUGAGGUAUCACAACCUUAAUCCAAACUACAUCCAUGACCGUUUGAAGCAGCUUGGAAACACAUUCACCCUACGUGUACUGCUAGUCCAAGUAGAUGUGAAAGAUCCUCAUCAUGCACUGAAGGAGCUGGCUCGUAUCUGCAUCAUGGCUGACUGCACUCUUAUCUUAGCUUGGAGUCCAGAAGAAGCCGGGCGUUACCUGGAAACAUACAAGUCAUAUGAAAAGAAACCAGUGGAUCUCCUGAGGGAACAAGUUGAAAAAAACUACCUGUCAAAGGUUACAGACUGCCUGACAACUGUGAAGUCUAUCAACAAAACUGAUGCCAUUACCUUGCUCUCCACUUUUUCAUCGGUAGAGGGAAUCAUUACCGCUUCUAAGGAAGACUUGGUACUCUGCCCAGGCCUUGGACCACAAAAGGCGAGACGACUUCAUGACGUGCUCCACAAGCCUUUUCUCAAGUCAAAGACAAAAGACAGCUGAGACACCUCACCAAGGACAUGUGUGGCAUGCUCAUUGAGAUAAUUAUAUAAAGCUGAUCAACCCUCUUGGUUUAGGAAAGCAAUGUGUGAAAUGUAGUUUCUCCCUAAACUAGCUGUUUGUAGACUCUGACCUGCACAUUGAUUUCAUGUUUUGUUUUUUAUUUUUGUUUUUUCUCUAAUGAAGUUAUUUCAAAAGUUCAUUCAGUUUGUUAUUGUAAUAAAAAAUAAUUUAAACACUU
Melanotaenia boesemani (Boeseman's rainbowfish) is the source of this 1403-nucleotide messenger RNA. It is a transcript of the gene ercc1, whose product is annotated as excision repair cross-complementation group 1. The transcript has 9 exons. The record is from RefSeq and is a predicted model, not a curated record. NCBI's taxonomy places the organism in Eukaryota, Metazoa, Chordata, Actinopteri, Atheriniformes, Melanotaeniidae. Gene Ontology annotation, biological process: UV-damage excision repair; nucleotide-excision repair; mitotic recombination. Gene Ontology annotation, cellular component: nucleotide-excision repair factor 1 complex; nucleus; ERCC4-ERCC1 complex. Gene Ontology annotation, molecular function: single-stranded DNA binding; damaged DNA binding. The coding region runs from base 107 to 1165 and encodes 352 amino acids.